GCGGCGGGGAGAGCCAUGGCGGGUGCCGAGCGGAAGAAGCACGUCCGGUUUGCUGCACCGGGACAAGCGGCGGCAACGGCAGCGGGGCCGCGCUUCCCCGCCGCGCCGCGCGCGGAGGUGGCCAUGGUCGGCGGCGGCUGGCGGGGCGGCCGUGGCGGGGACAGAACGGUGCUGCGGUGGUGCAUCUCCGGCGCGCUGUGUGCGGCCUUUCUGGGGCUGGGGAUGAGCAUCGCGUUGCUGGGGCCCACGUUCCAAAACCUGGCCGCUAACGUCCAUAAGAACGUCAGCGACAUCUACUACAUCUUCGUGGGCCGGUCCCUGGGCUACCUGGGCGGAUCGGUGCUGGGCGGGCUGCUCUUCGACUGCAUGAACGCCCCGCUCCUUCUCGCAUUAUCCAUGCUUGGAACAACUGUUGGUCUGUAUGGGAUACCCUGGUGUAAGAAAUCCCUGCUGCUAACUGUCUUGAUGUCAGUUAUUGGAGCUUCCAUGGGAAUUCUAGACACAGGUGGCAAUGUACUGGCACUGAACACAUGGGGAGCAGAGGCUGGGCCUCAUAUGCAGGCCUUGCACUUCAGUUUUGCUGUCGGUGCUUUUGUGGCUCCAAUCCUGGCUAAAAUGGCCUUGGGAGGCUCCGACUCUAAAGACUUCGCAGCUGCUGAAAAGUCAAACCAGUCUGUGCUGAGGUCUGUGCCGACAACAUCGGCUGCAUCUAUUAUGUCAGCACUGAGAGACCGUCUGGGUGCAGAUUUUCAGUGGUCCUAUGUUGUCAUAGGCACCUAUCUUCUGUUAGUCUCUUUCUUCUUUUUUAUCUUGUAUUCAAAAGGCAGCUCAGCUCGGGACAAAUCCAAGGCCUCUCUGCAGAAGUGCGUGUUUGCCAAAUACCACUCUGCACUUAUCAGUCUCCUGUUUGUGUUCUUCUUCUGCUACGUGGGAGCGGAGGUCACGUAUGGCUCCUACAUAUUUACUUACGCAAAAGUCUUUGCCGAGAUGAAAGAAAAUGAAGCGGCCGCUUUGAAUUCUGUCUUCUGGGGCACGUUUGCCGCUUGCAGAGGAGUGGCGAUAUUCUGUGCUGCUUGCUUGUACCCCGGCAUCAUGAUCCUGGUGAGUAUCAUAGGCUCUGCUGUCUCCUCUUCGUGCUUGGCCUUCUUUGCGAGGUCCCCAGCCUUGCUCUGGGUUGGAACUGCUGUGUAUGGAGCAUCAAUGGCCACCAUCUUUCCCAGCGGCAUUUCCUGGAUAGAGCAGUACACGGUGGUGCAAGGGAAGUCGGCUUCUCUGUUUGUGACUGGUGCCGCGCUGGGCGAGAUGUGCAUCCCUGCUGUGGUGGGCUAUCUUCAGGGCAGGUUUCACCAUGUCCCUGUGGUUAUGUACACCGCCUUGGUAACGUCUGCAGUCACUAUGGUGCUCUUCCCUCUCAUGUACAAAUUGGCCAACUCUCCCAGAGAGAGCAGCUUGAAAGAAAGGAGUGAGAGUGAGGACCGGAAAGCUUUGUUGUCAAAUGUGGGGCUUAAUGAGGAUGAAGAGGAUGAGGAGGAUGCGGGGGAGUGGAAUGAAGCAGACUUUGAGGUAAUAGAAAUGAAUGACACGCUGAGAAACUCUGUGAUAGAGACCUCCCGUAAGAUACCAGGGGACUCUCCAGCCAAAGUCUCUCUCCAUCCCCGGCUGGACAACGUGUUGUGUGAUUCCCCUGUGGUUGCUGGUGGCUCCCCUGGGAGGAAAAAUGUGAACACUGACCGGGAGAAGAACGACUGAAGUAAAAGGUGACUGUUUUUAAAGAGAAAUGGAACUGAAUUGCAGCUAUUGUUGUAGAGUGGUUCAAGACUCCUUUCACAGUGGUGCAGCGCUCAGCAUGUUCGUCUCUUUCAUUUUCAGCCUGCAUUGAUGUGGCUCGGAGUGGGGAAGUCCACAAUGACAUGAAUGGGGUGAUGACAUAAAAUGUAGAGACUGUGCCAAAACCGUUAAAACAUAAAGAGAUGUUUUCUAAAUGUGAGGCAUGUAUUGAAGUAGUGUGUGCCGAAAUAAAAACUAGCAAGGAAAGAAGGGGACUGCUCACACCACUCAGGUUGUUUGGGGUGGGUCCAGAGGUGCUCAGUUCCUGGUCGCAAAACAUUUGCAUGAGAGAGGAGAGAAAUCCAUUACCUGUGAUGCUGAACCUUGUUACCUUGUGACAGGGGAAUGCUUCUACUGCAUUGAAAGUUUGUGUGUGGCGUAAACCAGGAAAUCAAGUCAAAUUUCAUGCUGCAAACUGGGUAACCUGUUGGCAAAGGAUAUACUUUCCUGGUUCUGUCACUAAGAUGGGGUAAGCCCCCUGAAAACCAAUUGUCAGGAGCAGAGAAGUAUGCCUUUGGGUCAUUUAAAAGUGUGGUAUGGGAAGGGAGACAAAAUGGGUCCUAUUAAUCACUGUAAUGCGCAAUUCUGAUUUACUCGUUAAACAGUGGUGGCAAAUCUCAAUAGUCUGAAGUACCUGUGAUUGUAAUGACUGCACUGCCACUGGAAUCAACCAGUGUACAAAGAUGAUAAAAUCAUCUGUACAUGCAGAUUACUUAAUAGAUGUUAUUGAGAUAGGGAUGUGGUAUUUUAAGCCAGUUGUUGAAAUUAAGGUUCUAAUAACUUUUCUGACUUCCUGUGCCAAGACUUUAUUUAUCAAGGGAUGUGUUAAAAUGAGGAGACUGAGGGAGUUCUUGAUGGGAGGAUCCUUCUGGGUUGUCCUGUACCAUGAUUCCUCACCCCUUUCCAGUUUGGAUUUUGUUUCUUUGAGUGGCAAUUUACAGGUGGACACUUCCUAGCAGAGCAGCAGCAGGAGUCUGUGAGGACGGAGACCCCAGUGGUGAGCCCUCACCAGAAGAAACUGCAGCAGCUCAUGGCAGACUGCCUCUGAACAGUCUGUUUGUCUACUUGAAGCUCUCUACAUUUGUAGGUUGAGUAUUGGUUUUUCUUAAGGCAGUGUGAUCAGAACGUGCUCAUGUUUAGGGUCUUUUUACUUUGACUUUUAAUAGUAUUUUUCUUGCUAAAAGAAGUUUCACUUAUUAAUGAAGGAGCUGUAGAUGUAACAGCACAGGACUGCAGGUGUUCUGUGUACUUUCAGGCCUGGUUUUGUACCCUCUCUCAUCUCCUGAGUGUACAACCUGGAAUCUUGCGGCUCUUUCCUUUCUUCUGCAAAGUUUGUAAGAAGCAGGAAUCAACCUGUAGUGAAAAUGCACAAUUGUCUUGCAUCUUGCCGUGUCGCAGGGCCUCCCUCUCCCUCUGCUGUCAGCACUGAAAUGCCCUUGUGUUUUUUCCCAGUUUCCCUUUUACCUUGUGUGUUUAUGUGCACUUCUGUGGCAUCUUACCCAGUGCAAUGCAUGAACCUGCACUUAAAAUAACCCUUUGUUUCCCUUGUUAGGCUCUUCUUUGUUUAAACUAAUGGUAAAUGUUUUUCAGUGUAAGGCCAUCUCCUGGCCUUGGUACAUGCGAGACCAUUUGUUCAACAGAAGCAAGUCUGUGUCACCCUGUGUCUUUUGUUUUAUAUGACAGCAAAUGGCACAGGGAGUGACUACACAAGUGCAAUGAAGCCCGAGUGGCUUCAACUUUUUCCCCUUUUUUCUGCUGCAGUAACUGCUUUGUGUGUAGAAAGUGGGAGGUGUUACCUGAUGGAAAGUACAGGUCCCUCUGGUGCAUGGGGGGAGUGUGAACUGCUCCUGCUCUGCUUUUGG
Neopsephotus bourkii (Bourke's parrot) is the source of this 3689-nucleotide messenger RNA. RefSeq names its product major facilitator superfamily domain containing 4B (gene SLC60A2). Gene Ontology annotation, biological process: transmembrane transport. Lineage: Eukaryota; Metazoa; Chordata; Aves; Psittaciformes; Psittacidae. Bases 16 to 1749 code for a protein of 577 amino acids. The transcript has 4 exons. The record is from RefSeq and is a predicted model, not a curated record.